Messenger RNA from Xenia sp. Carnegie-2017, 1507 nucleotides. Its product is annotated as alpha-(1,3)-fucosyltransferase 10-like. Bases 1 to 1425 code for a protein of 474 amino acids. The record is from RefSeq and is a predicted model, not a curated record. Lineage: Eukaryota; Metazoa; Cnidaria; Anthozoa; Malacalcyonacea; Xeniidae. Gene Ontology annotation, cellular component: membrane. The transcript is spliced from 2 exons. Gene Ontology annotation, molecular function: alpha-(1->3)-fucosyltransferase activity.
AUGGUGGGACGCCCUUCUGCGCGUAUUACUCCGCAGGCGGAGAGGGGGGACGGCGUAUGGUCUACGCUUGGCCCAGUUCUCAGCUCAAGUCGAGUGCUUCGCAUGGGGAUCUGGCUGAAAGUGAAUGAUGUCGAGAAGACAAGUUCGAAGGAUGUAGUAUGCAGUUCCGCAUAUCCAUCGUUUUUUUUUGUUGUGGGUUUUACUACGAUCAUCUAUCUUUACAAAAAUGAGUUUGUGUCUACUCGUCAACCUGAAACAACGUCUACUCAUCAAAUUGGAACAACUUCUACUAAUGAAUCUAAAACAGUGUCUACUUAUAAAUCCGAAACAACGUCUACAAUUGCAAUAAAUAUAACAUCGUCUCCAUUACGAACAGGUAAAAUAGUUCUUUUGUUUUGGAGUAAAUUUUUUGGUGCUUCACCCGCUUCCUUUGAAGUAAACUUGCCAAAAGGUGACAAAGAAGGUGAAUGUCCUGUGGCCUGUGAGGUUACAUCAGACCAUCAGCGAGCUAAAGAAGCAAAUGGAUUUAUUGUACAUUCAAGAGAUCCAUAUCCUCUACCUCCAUCAAAAGAUGUUCCCUGGAUCCUAACGGGUAUGGAAAAUCCUGUUUAUACUCCUAUACUUCCUGACGGCAACUUUAUGUCACAGUUUCAAUUGUCGAGAAGCUAUCGACUUGAUUCUGAUUUUCCUACACCACUCUUCACAAAGCCAAAUUUAGAUCCACCGGUUCCUUUUGAGAAAAAAACGGGAGGAAUUAUUGCUACUCUUUCCAACUGCGAAGCUGUCAGGACAGCGUAUAUAAGACAUCUCAUGGAACAUGUUCAUGUCGAUUCCUAUGGUGGAUGUUUACAUAAUAAAGAUGGUAUAGUAGGACGCUGGGCACCAAACUUUAGAGAAGCAAAACAAGAUGUGGAAAAAUUAUACAAGUUUGUUAUUGUGUUUUUCAACCAAGAUUGUGAUUACUAUGUUGAUGAAAAAAUUCUUAAUGCACUUAACGCAGGUGCAGUACCUGUGGUGAUGAGCACGGAUAAAAUUAAUGAUUUUUUACCUGGAAAUCUGAAAAAUGCCAUUAUCAAUGUCCGAGAAUUUAAGUCUCCCAAAGAAUUGGCGGAGCGACUUAAGUUUCUAAUGAACAACAAAACUGAGUAUAAUAAGUUCUUGGAAUGGAAAGUAAAAGGCUUAGGUCAUAUUAACGACACUGUGAUUGGAAGAUUUUGGGAAAGUAAAUUUAGACAAUGGUGUUAUGUGUGCCAGGGAGUAUCGGAUGGAAGAGGGCACAAAGAAGGUCUUAAACCUGACACAAAGAAGGUCUUAAAUAUGUACCGAGUUAGUAAGGAAUUAAAACGUUUGAUAUCUGCAUUUUUUUCGAUUUUGAGUUUAAGAAAAUUGGACAAACAAUGUUCUAAACUCGUUUAUUUCGUUUAGAUGCAAUAAGUCGACCAACGCAUUUUGUACACUCAUGCCUAUGGGGCGCGAAGUGUUUCUUUAUUAUUUACGGAAUUUUUAA